Messenger RNA from Nannospalax galili (Upper Galilee mountains blind mole rat), 3594 nucleotides. RefSeq names its product matrilin 2 (gene Matn2). The record is from RefSeq and is a predicted model, not a curated record. The transcript has 19 exons. Lineage: Eukaryota; Metazoa; Chordata; Mammalia; Rodentia; Spalacidae. Gene Ontology annotation, molecular function: calcium ion binding. The coding region runs from base 232 to 3105 and encodes 957 amino acids.
GCCUCAGGCAGCCAGCGCGCGGGAGCGCUCUGGGAUGGGACUUGGAGGCGGCGGCGGCAUAGGAGACGGCGGCUGCGCGGGCUUCUUCCUCGCGUCCCCGGAGCGGUCCCCGAGGAGCGUCGCUGCCCUCGGCGGGACGAGGCGACCGACCACCGUGACGGACCCGCGGGCCUGCGCCCCUGCCUCGCUUCCCCCGCGCGGGCUGCAGGCUUGCCCCUGUUCCUCUUGAAAAUGGAGAAGAUGCUGGUGGGUUGCUUGCUGCUGCUUGGGCAGCUCUUCCUCCUCCCCACACUGGCAGGAGCCAGAGAACGACCCCACACCAGGUUGCCCUCCAGAGGCAGACAUGCCCGGACGCACCCCCAGACAGCACUCCUGGAGAGCUCCUGUGAGAAUAAGCGGGCCGAUCUGGUUUUCAUCAUCGACAGCUCCCGCAGCGUCAACACCCAUGACUAUGCAAAGGUCAAGGAGUUCAUUGUGGACAUCCUACAGUUCUUGGACAUUGGGCCUGAUGUCACUCGAGUGGGUCUGCUCCAAUAUGGCAGCACGGUCAAGAACGAAUUCUCCCUGAAAACCUUCAAAAGGAAGUCUGAGGUAGAGAGGGCUGUCAAGAGGAUGAGGCAUCUAUCCACAGGCACCAUGACCGGGCUGGCCAUCCAGUAUGCCCUGAACAUUGCUUUCUCAGAAGCAGAGGGGGCCCGGCCACUGCAGGAGAAUGUGCCACGGGUCAUAAUGAUUGUGACCGAUGGAAGGCCUCAGGACUCAGUGGCUGAAGUGGCUGCAAAAGCCCGGGACACAGGCAUCCUGAUCUUUGCCAUUGGUGUAGGCCAGGUGGACCUGAACACGUUGAAUGCCAUUGGGAGUGAGCCCCACAAGGACUACGUCUUCCUAGUGGCCAACUUCAGCCAGAUCGAGUCUCUGACCUCAGUGUUCCAGAACAAGUUGUGCACAGUCCACAUGUGCAGCGUCUUGGAACACAACUGUGCUCACUUCUGCAUCAACACACCUGGCUCGUAUGUAUGCAGGUGCAGGCAAGGGUACAUUCUCAACUUGGACCAGAAGACUUGCAGAAUCCAGGAUCUGUGUGCCACAGAGGACCAUGGUUGUGAGCAGCUCUGUGUGAACGUGCCAGGCUCCUUUGUCUGCCAGUGCUACAGUGGCUACACCCUGGCCAAGGAUGGGAAAAGGUGUGCAGCUGUGGACUACUGUGCUUCAGAAGACCAUGGAUGUGAACACGAGUGUGUAAAUGUUGACAGUUCCUACUUGUGCCGGUGUCAUGAAGGAUUUGCUCUUAAUCCAGAUAAGAAGACAUGCACAAAGAUAGACUACUGUGCUUCAUCUAACCAUGGAUGUCAGCAUGAGUGUGUUAACACGAAGAAGUCCUAUUCCUGUCGCUGCCUGAAAGGCUUCUUGCUGAAUCCAGACAAGAAAACCUGCCGAAGGAUCAACUACUGUGCACUGAACAAACCAGGCUGUGAGCAUGAAUGUGUCAACACAGAAGAGGGCCACUACUGCCGCUGCCGCCGGGGCUACACUCUGGACCCCAAUGGCAAGACAUGUAGCCGAGUGGACCACUGUGCACAGCAGGACCAUGGCUGUGAGCAGCUGUGCCUGAACACAGAAGAGUCCUUUGUCUGCCAGUGUUCGGAAGGCUUCCUAAUCAACGAGGACCUCAAGACCUGUUCUAGGGUGGAUUACUGCCUGCUGAGUGACCAUGGCUGUGAAUACUCCUGCAUCAACACAGACAGAUCCUUCACCUGUCAAUGUCCUGAGGGCCACAUGCUCCGCAGUGAUGGGAAGACCUGUGCAAAACUGGACUCUUGUGCUUUGGGGGACCAUGGUUGUGAACAUUCAUGUGUAAACAGUGAAGAUUCGUUCGUGUGUCAGUGCUUUGAAGGGUACAUCCUCCGUGGGGAUGGGAAGACCUGCAGGAGAAAAGACUUCUGCCAGGCUGUGGACCAUGGUUGUGAGCACUUUUGCGUGAACAAUGGCGAAUCAUACAUCUGCAAGUGCCGGGAGGGAUUCAGGCUGGCCGAGGAUAGGAAGCGCUGCAGAAGGAAGGAUGUCUGCAAGUCGACCCACCAUGGCUGUGAGCACAUUUGUGUGAACAACGGUGAUUCCUACAUGUGCAGGUGCUCAGAGGGGUUUGUCCUAGCUGAGGAUGGAAGGCACUGCAAGAGAUGCACUGAAGGCCCAGUUGACCUAGUUUUUGUGAUCGAUGGAUCCAAGAGCCUUGGAGAAGAGAAUUUUGAGAUUGUGAAGCAUUUUGUCACUGGAAUUCUAGAUUCCUUGGCAAUUUCUCCCAAAGCUGCUCGAGUGGGGCUGCUACAGUAUUCCACACAGGUCCGCACAGAGUUUACCCUGAGAGACUUCAGCUCAGCCAAAGACAUGAAGAAAGCCGUGACCAACAUGAAAUACAUGGGCAAGGGCUCUAUGACUGGGCUGGCCCUGAAACACAUGUUUGAGAGAAGUUUUACACAAGCAGAGGGGGCCAGGUCCCUUUCCUCAAGGGUACCCAGAGUAGCCAUCGUGUUCACAGAUGGUCGGGCUCAAGAUGAUGUCUCCGAGUGGGCCAGUAAAGCCAAGGCCAAUGGUAUCACUGUGUACACUGUUGGGGUAGGAAAAGCCAUUGAGGAAGAACUACAGGAGAUUGCCUCUGAGCCCACUGACAAGCAUCUCUUCUAUGCAGAAGACUUCAGCACAAUGGGAGAGAUAAGUGAAAAGCUGAAGCAAGGCAUCUGCGAAGCUCUAGAAGACUCUGAUGGAAGACAGGACUCCCCAGCAGGGGAACUGCCAAAACAGGUCAACCAACCAAAAGAAUCUGAGCCAGUCACCAUAAAUAUCCGAGACCUACUUUCCUGUUCUAAUUUUGCAGUGCAACACAGGUAUCUGUUUGAAGAAAACAGUCUUUCACGGUCAGCAGAAAAACUUUUCCACUCAACAAAAUCUUCAGGAAGCCCCUUGGAAGAAAACCACGAUCAGUGCAAAUGUGAAAACCUUAUUACAUUCCAGAACCUUGCAAAUGAAGAAGUAAGAAAAUUAACCCAGCGCUUAGAAGAGAUGACACAGAGAAUGGAAGCCUUGGAAAAUCGCCUAAGGUACAGAUGAAGAUUUGACACCAUUGUAAAGGAGUUUAACAAGAGCAGCAGAGCCCCAAAGCUCAUGUCAUAGUUAAAUCUAUUGUUGUAAAACAAAACACCACCAAUACAGAAGCUGGAUUGAUAGACUGCUCUACAACAAAGACAAAAAUGUAGACACUAAAGAGUGUAAGUUUGAUUUAGAGGGAAAAGUCCUUCUGAAUUCUGAGAUGAGCUUACCAUUAGAACAAAUAAGCUAUGCAAGGUAUUUUGUAAGGUACUGUGGCUACGGUUUGCUUCUGCCUCAGCCUGCCUUAGUUGCAAUUUCAUCUGACAACUAAUUUAGUCUUCUGUAGAAUACUGGCUAUAUAAAAUGCUAUUUUUCUUGUACUGAAAUUUUCCUUGAUAUAUGUAUAUGAAUGUAUGCAUAAAAUCAUAGGACAUGUGUACUUGUGGAAAAGCUGAAAUUUUUUUACAAUAUUAAAAUUCACCACUCCAGAUAAUGGUAUUCCGAGUGAAA